AAAACAAUAACCAUUUUCAGAGCUCUAUUGCAUUUCAAUCAUAGAUUUUUUAUUUAACUUAAAAUUCAGCUGUAAAAUGGCCUAUUAGACCUGAUAUUUACAAGAAAAAAAAUAAAUUGCAAUAAGACCAAACUUGCUCUAUGGUUUAUCUCUCUCCUUUUCUCUUCUUUUCUUUCACGUUUUCCAGAGUUUGCGAAGCAAAUCCAAGCUAUGAUACAAAAUGCUCAUUACAUAACUAGGAAAGAGAGAAGCAAGGAAUAAGAUGGGUAUGCCAGAUGGAGGGUGGAGAUUGUUUUUUGUUUUGGUGGCAACCCUAGAGAUAGAGGCAACAAAAAAGUAGGGGUUGGACCCGUCAAAGCCAAUCAUUUGAAAUGCUUAGACUCGCAUUGCUUUGCGCAGAGGGAACUACUUUGUGUUUGUGUUUGUUUUUGUGUUUUGAGUGUUGUGCUAUGUUACAUACAACAGAGCAUAGCAUGUCACACUCACAUCUCUCCAUGUUAACGGUUUUCUUGUUAUCUGGUUUUUCUCCUUCUUCAAUGUUCCCCUUUGAAAAAGCAUAGAGCAGAACCCGACACCAUAAACCCACUUUACUGUUUAUUCCAUCUUUUUUCAUGUCCUCUCAGUUGUAUAUAUGAGCCUGACAUUCCCUAUCUGUUCCAUUCAUUCCAAUUGCAGCUUCUUUUAUCAUCUCUACUUUUCUGCUCCCAUCUCAUCAUCAUCAUUUGCAGAUCAAUCAGAGUUCUGAAUGGAGUUGCAGAGCGUUGAAUUGAAGGUGGAGAUGGUUGGCAUACAUGAGAAAAGACUCAGGAAAUCCCUCUCGAAAUUGAAAGGAAUAGAGAAAGUGGAAGUGGAUGCUAAUAGCCACAAGGUGGUGGUUACAGGAAAUGCACAUAGGAACAAAAUACUUAGAGCCAUAAGGAGAGGUGGUCUGAAAGCUGAUUUCUGGUCUGCACAAAAUGACCUUCUCAAUGCCUAUGCCUAUGGAAGCCUGAGAUUUAACAACUUCAACUUCUUCUAAGAUUUUUCUUUACGCUUUUCAUCUUACAUUGGAUAUGGUAUACCGAGGCUGUACUUAGUGUUUUUUUAUUUUAUUUUAUUUGGUCCUGAUUCUGUUUCUCCUUUGUCUUUUUCAAAGGAACUCUCUCAUGAUGAUACAUGCAUAGAGAUAGAGUGAAAUUAAAGAGUCCUAAAUUUUGCAGAUUUUCCCAAUUCUUUUUCUUAGGGGAGAAACAUUUCAGUGUAACAUUUAAUUUCUUCCAAAAAGAGUCAAUUGGAUGACAUUUCUGUUGGUAUCACCAGAUAAUAGCAAGCAUUGUUCUAGAAUUAGACAUCAUAAGCUCUUGCAUUAAAAUAGACACUUUUUUCUUUUAACAAAAAUGUCCUUAAAAUGGUUGAAACCAAGAUGCCAUCACAUGUAAAUUUUUUAUUUUAAUUAGUCAUAUGGACAUUUUUUUUUUAAAGAAGAAAUCAUUAUAUGAAGGAAAACAAAAA
Molecule: messenger RNA, 1491 nt
Organism: Manihot esculenta (cassava)
Lineage: Eukaryota; Viridiplantae; Streptophyta; Magnoliopsida; Malpighiales; Euphorbiaceae
Product: heavy metal-associated isoprenylated plant protein 44
Exons: 3
Coding region: 746-1018 (90 amino acids)
Molecular function (GO): metal ion binding
Source: RefSeq, a predicted model, not a curated record